GAAACGGCUCACAAGUUUCAUGACUAAUCUUUACAUUUUACUCAAAUCCGAACACAAUUCGAACGUAACCAGGUUGCCGACUCCCAACUCCCAAGACCAGCAGUGCAGCAGGUGUCAGAUCAGGGUUCCGGUCAUGCGGCACAACACAGCGGGGCAUUUUGCGGCGCAUUGGCCGCUCACGCGUGCCCCACCUCGUCCCCUUUUCUUUUCUUACGCUGCAGAGUCAAUGCCCUGGUCAAAGCUCCGCGCGAGCAUGUCUUCCUCCUGCCCCUCCUAGGCUACAGCCUCCCCAGGCCCCGUCUGCUCCCCGUGUCCCCCUUCCCCCUCUCCUCCCGUUCCCCCACCGGCGCAGGCACCCACAUUCCCCUCCCCCGCCGCAGAUCUCCCGGUCCCCCCCACCAUGGACGUCCCAUCCGCCUCGGUCUCCACCUCCGCCGCCGCGGGAUCGGCCUCGCGCGACGUCGCCGCGAUGCCGGACACCCCGCCGCGCCGGGCGGCGAGGCACCGCCGCGCGCAGUCGGAGAUCCUCCUCGGAGCCACCGCCCUCCCCGACGACCUAACCUUCGACGCCGACCUCGGCGUCGUCGGAGAGGGCAGCGGCGGCGGCGGCGACAACUACGACGACGAGGACGACUAUGAGGAGGACGAGGAGGGGAGCGGCGGCGGCGGCGGGGGCAGCCGGAUGUUCGAGAUGUUCCUCGAAUCCGGCGGCGGGCUGGCCGAGCCGCUGGAGGCAACGCCGUACCCGCCGCCGCCGCCCUCACGGCCCCGGCACCAGCACAGCAUGUCCAUGGACGGCUCCACGUCGCUUGCGGCCUCCUCCUCCGCGAUGGCCGGGAGGGCCGGUGCGGACGCCAAGAAGGCUAUCUCCGAUGCCAAGCUCGCGGAGCUCUCUCUCGUUGACCCCAAGCGCGCCAAGAGGAUCUUGGCAAACCGCCAGUCAGCUGCUAGGUCAAAAGAAAGAAAGAUGCGGUACAUUGCAGAGCUUGAGAGAAAAGUACAGACUCUCCAAACAGAAGCAACUACACUUGCAGCUCAGUUGUCCAUGUUACAGAUAGAUACCACAGGUUUAACAAGUGAGAAUGGUGAUUUGAAGCUGCGGCUGCAAACAAUUGAGCAGCAGGUCAGGAUGCAGGAUGCACUGAACGAUAGACUGAGGGAUGAGGUUCAGCAGCUCAAGAUUGCAACAGGACAGGUCAAUGCUAGCAGUGGAAAAAUGGGAAACUUCGGCCUGUCCUCGUACGGAUCUAAUCCACAAAGUUACCAGCGCAGCCAUGUACAAUCUCUUCUCGCCGCCCAGCAGCUGCAGCAACUCCAGAUCCACCACUCCCAGCAGCAGCAACAUCAAAUGCAGUUGCAGGACCAACAACAUCUUGCCACGGUCCAGCGCCAGCGCCAGCAGCAACUACUUCAGGAAGCAAUGCCAUUUCGGGGAGACCUGAAGAUGAAAGGAAUUGCCAUGACAUCCCAUGUGCAAAAUGCAGCCGCUUUUGAUGCCCACGCAAGGAGCGAGCCGUGAGCCCGUGAAGUGGCACAGCAGGAUAGGUACAUGUCAGCUGUCAGUAAUAAUAUUGCGUUGUACUGUCUGAGUUGAGUGACUCUCAUGCAUAUGCUAGUGCAGUACUCCGUAUGUAGGUGCAGACCCCAUUCAGGUGCAAGCUGUUGCAGAACUGAUGAACCAAACCAAGUACUCCUUUAGCAGGCGGAGUGUUUCGUCUGGAAUUAACCCUUGAGUUUGUGUCCGAAACCUUUGUCGGAUAUAAUACUGGUAGUGGUCUAGCAGAAGUUCAAACACUGACGAGCUAAACCGAAUGUUGCUUUUGCCCAGAUGAGGCUGACGUAUUUGUCAGUUCAAUCAAAUAAAAUGCUCCAUGGAAAAAUACUCA
This is a messenger RNA of Brachypodium distachyon (stiff brome), 1886 nucleotides long. RefSeq names its product transcription factor RF2a. Gene Ontology annotation, cellular component: nucleus. Gene Ontology annotation, biological process: regulation of DNA-templated transcription. NCBI's taxonomy places the organism in Eukaryota, Viridiplantae, Streptophyta, Magnoliopsida, Poales, Poaceae. The coding region runs from base 401 to 1519 and encodes 372 amino acids. Gene Ontology annotation, molecular function: DNA-binding transcription factor activity. The transcript has 4 exons. The record is from RefSeq and is a predicted model, not a curated record.